AUGCACCAUACUUACCGCCUGAUUACCUCACUACGAGGUGGGCUUGUUGCACUCAUAUUCUCAAAGGUCCUAAAUCUGGAUGCAUCCACAGCCAAGGCAUCUGCCGCAGUCACGUUGAUGAGUACUGACAUUGAUGGGAUUGCCAGCGGGAUAUCGAGUAUUCAUGACAUCUGGGCCAGUGUCAUUGAGCUGGGCUUAGCCGUUUACCUACUUCAGAGGCAAGUAGGCGCAGCCUGCUUUCUAAUUCUGAUGCCUGCUGUCUUGUCUAGCUUGGCAACUGGUAGGGUCGCUGGGGGGAUGGGCGCUGCGAGGAUGGCCUGGAACUCUAAAGUGCAGAAACGAGUAUCGACAACGUCUUCCGUUCUACAUCAAAUCAAAGGUAUUAAGAUGAUGGGCAUGUCAGAUCGUAUCUCUCAGUUGAUACAACGUCUCCGCGUCUCUGAACUCACUGCAUCCAAGAGUUUUCGCAUUUUGAUCGUAUGGAUGAACAUGAUAGCCAAUGCAUCGGACCAACUAACUCCAAUCAUUGUCAUUGCCGCGGCGGUGUUUUGGACGAAAGGUGGUCAGGAUCUAAGCGUAUCAGAAGCGUUCACCUCCUUAUCGAUUAUUUCCCUUGUUUCAACGCCUCUGGUCAACCUCAUAUCGGCAUAUCCUACGUUCGUUUCUGGGUUAGCUUGUUUUGGGCGCAUUCAGGCUUUUCUACUACAUGAUGAUAUGAAGGAAUUUCGCUCGAUUGACUCUUCUUCGCCGGAUCCUAAGAGCCCACUCAAAACAGACGACAUUGGAUUGUCAGCAUCCGCAAAGCCAGUAGAUCUGAGGGGCAAAUCCUUGCCAUCCCCAGUCAUCCGUAUCUUGAACGCUUCAUUUUCACAUCAAAACAGCGCCGAGGCUGUUCUAAAGCAUGUUACCAUAGAUGUACAAAGGUCGAGCCUUACAAUGAUUGCAGGUCCUGUCGGGUCCGGGAAGUCAUCUCUAUUGAAGGCAAUGCUCGGCGAAGCACAAAUCAUCAGUGGCUCAGUUGUAACCUCUGGUGUUCGAGCUGCAUACUGUGACCAGGCCGCGUGGUUGCGGAUGGGAUCAGUCAGAGAAAACAUCUUGGGACCAGAAAAAUUUGACGAGACUUGGUAUCGAGACGUUGUUCGGUCAUGUGCCUUGGACAAGGAUAUCUCUCAAUUCGACAACGGGGAUCAGACUAUCGUCGGCAAUGCGGGCGCUGCUUUAAGUGGUGGCCAGAAGCAGAGAGUGGCGCUGGCACGGGCUGUCUACGCUCGAACUCCCUUGGUUUUGUUAGACGAUGUCUUCAGCGCCCUCGACCACAGCACGGCCCAGAAGGUUUUCACUCAUCUCCUAGGUAGCGAUGGGUUAUUACGGAGGAGCGGGACGACAACUGUUCUGGUCACCCAUGCAGCAAACCUGUUGCCUGCAGCCGACCACGUCAUUGUCCUGGGAGAAGGGGGAAUUAUCGCUAGUCAGGUGAAAAAUGACCAACUAGACUUAAGUCAACCCCUUUUACAGGCACUUGGGCCAGAGGAGGGGCACAGCCAGGAGUCACUUGCAGUGAAUUCCGAGGACAAACCUGCCCAGGAUCCACAACGCAAGAACUCUGAUGCAGAAAAGCAUGCCUACGAAAUGACUAGGAAAACUGGAGACAUAAGUUUGUACAAGUUCUAUCUGAAUUCUAUUGGUGCCUGGUUGUUUGUCGGCUGGCUUUUUCUGGGCGCUGGCUACAUCUUCUCUGGGAAGAUACCUCAGAUCUGGUUGCGUAUUUGGACAGAAAAUGGCACAACGAAUCGCUCACCCUCGUAUUUUGGAGGCUACUUGGGAUUCGGUCUUUUAUGUGUCCUGUUCUCAGGGCUCUGCAUGUACUACUUCAUGAUUAUCGUCGUCCCGAAGUCGGCCCAAAACCUACAUUGGAUGUUGCUUCAAGCUGUGAUGAGUGCACCGCUAUGGUUCUUUACCUCGAUGGACACUAGCAUUCUUCUAAAUCGAUUCAGUCAAGACAUGACACUGAUCGACCAGACACUGCCGGUGGCAACGCUCACCACCACAUUUGACGUAUUCAACGUGCUCGCAGGCGCGGCCCUUAUUGCUUCUGGUGCCACCUAUGUCGCAGCCAUCAUUCCACUCUGUAUCCUAACUGUCUACGCCAUUCAGAAGUUCUACCUCCGUACUUCCCGCCAGAUGAGACAUCUGGAUUUAGAAGCGAAAUCACCACUGUAUCGGAUAUUCACAGAGACAGCGGGUGGUAUAACCACAAUUCGUGCCUUCGGCUGGAAAAAUGAGAUGACCACAGAGAACCUCCGACAGCUCGAUCACUCACAGAGACCGUACUAUAUGAUGUAUUGCAUCCAACGCUGGCUCAACGUAGUGCUCGACCUCUUUGUCGCGGCGAUAGCAGUCAUUCUCGUUGGUUUUGCACUCGGCCUCCCGAACUCGGCAACCCAGGGCUCUAUUGGUCUGGCCAUGCUGAACCUGAUGGAGUUCAACCAGAGCCUGUCGAUGCUUAUCAACUCUUGGACAGGACUGGAAACGUCUCUGGGCGCUAUCGCCCGGCUCAAGGACUUUUUGGCGGAGACCAAGUCCGAAAACUCCGAGGGCGAAGGUACCACACCGCCUCCUGGUUGGCUACAAGAAGGCUCCGUCGUUGUAGAAGAUGUCACCGCGAAGUACAAUCUCGCCGAUUCGCUGUCACCACCAGCAAUUCGCAACGUUAAGUUGGAAGUACAAGCAGGUCAGAAUGUGCUAGUUGCUGGCCGCACUGGCAGCGGGAAAUCGUCUCUCAUGCUCACGCUGCUCCGGCUCCUCGACAUUGAGUCCGGGCACGUCGAGAUCGACGGAGUCGACAUAGCGCGCGUAUCACACGAGGCUCUCCGCUCACACAUCUUAACCAUCCCCCAGGAGCCCGUGGAGCUCCCUGGUUCCGUGCGCUUCAACCUCGCCCACAUAGCCCCGUCGUCAUCGGGCCAAGGACCGACAGGUGACGACGACAGCGGCAGAGAUGACGACGGAGCCAUGCAGCGCGUUCUCACACGUGUCGGACUCUGGGAUGUGGUGAGCAGCCGCGGUGGGCUGGACGCCGAGCUCGACAGUGUGGGCCUUUCCGGCGGCCAGAAACAGCUGCUCUCGCUGGCGCGCACUAUGCUCAUUGCCCGGAAUCGGCAGGCUAGAGGUGGUCUCGUGCUCCUGGACGAGCCGACGAGCAGUGUCGAUGAUGCCACGAGCGCGGCCAUAGCGAACAUCGUAAGAGAGGAAUUUGCAGGUUACACUAUUAUAACCAUAAGUCAUCGUUUAGAUGCGGCUGGGGAGGCUGACAUGGUUGUGCGGAUGGCGAAUGGAAGGGUGGCAGAGGUAAUUAGGAGAGAAUGA
This is a messenger RNA of Neoarthrinium moseri, 3366 nucleotides long. RefSeq lists its product as uncharacterized. The record is from RefSeq and is a predicted model, not a curated record. Lineage: Eukaryota; Fungi; Ascomycota; Sordariomycetes; Amphisphaeriales; Apiosporaceae. The coding region runs from base 1 to 3366 and encodes 1121 amino acids. Gene Ontology annotation, cellular component: membrane. The transcript is spliced from 12 exons. Gene Ontology annotation, biological process: transmembrane transport. Gene Ontology annotation, molecular function: ATP hydrolysis activity; ATP binding; ABC-type transporter activity.